Messenger RNA from Harpegnathos saltator (Jerdon's jumping ant), 1614 nucleotides. RefSeq names its product PI-PLC X domain-containing protein 1. Gene Ontology annotation, biological process: lipid metabolic process. Lineage: Eukaryota; Metazoa; Arthropoda; Insecta; Hymenoptera; Formicidae. The record is from RefSeq and is a predicted model, not a curated record. Gene Ontology annotation, molecular function: phosphoric diester hydrolase activity. The transcript has 6 exons. Bases 88 to 1368 code for a protein of 426 amino acids.
AACGUCGCGGAUGGACGGAUAGAGGUCUCGCAUGAUCGAAGCAUUGUCUCUGCCGUGCAGCAAACGUGAACGCCACAGGACACGAGGAUGAAGCUGUUCGCGCUCGGCUGUCCCGCGUUUUUCGCCCUCCUAGCGAUCGCCGAUUGUCUCACGACCGGCCGAUUCUGCCAGCCCGAAACGGGAGACGAUUUCCAACGCGCCCACGUCGGCCUCAUCAUCUCGCCCAUAAUGUCCAAGAGGAUGAUACGCGAGAUCGAGAUCUACUGGAAUCACGCCAGGUACCAGCCGGGCGACACGAUCGCCCUGUACGCGCGCGAACCCGCGGACGACCUCGAGCCGCUUUACACGCUGGUACCAAACGCGCCGAGCGGCAUCAAGAGGACAGGCCUGCAGGCCUCGUUCGUGCCCACCGCGGACCUCGCAUUCGAGCAACAAUGCCUACGGUAUCAUGUCGCCUGGCUGAGAAACGGCACGGUCAGGUUAGCGAAUUGCAUGCGGACGCAGCCACGUUGGAUGGCCGAGAGGAGGGACAUUCUGGGCUCGUUGCCGAUGAGCAGGGUGUUCCUGCCCGGCACGCACGAUUCCGCGUCGUACGCGAUACACAGGCGGGCGGAUUCCGAGAAUCUUCUGGAGAAAUACGUGAUAACGCAGGACAUAGACGUGCUUGCGCAGCUGAUUCACGGGGCUCGGUAUCUGGACAUCAGAGUCGGCCACUAUCCGAACAGCAACAUCGUAUGGUGGGCCAAUCAUGGACUGUUCAAAGCCACUCCCAUGCAGGACAUCGUGCAUCAGGUGAAGAGCUUUCUCGACCACACGGACGAGAUCGUCAUAUUCGACGUGCAGGAGUUUCCAACCGGGUUCGGCAAGAAUCUAGGGGUGCAUCACGACUUCGUCGCGUACCUUGAGGAACAGUUCGCCGGCUACUACUUGCCGAAGAGUUACGGCUGGAGCAGCACGCUCAACACGAUCUGGUCGUCCGGCAAGAGGCUCAUCAUCGGUUACGACGAGAAACGCGUGGUCAGCCUCUACGAGAGCGUGUGGCCCUGCGUGACGCACCAGUGGGGCAACGUCAGGAACAUCGAGGACUUGUUCAGAUAUCUGAACCGCAUCGAGACGGAGAGCAUCGGGCACUCCAGGUCGACGCCGCGGUCGGCGAUGGCGGAAUUGACGCCCAACAUAUUGGACGUGGUCCUCAACCGGCUCGGGAGCAUUCGCGAAAUGGCGGAGAAGGUGAACAUCAACGUCACCAAUUGGUACAACAGCAAGUGGCAGCGUACCGCGAACAUCGUCGCCGUCGACUUCGUCCGCUCGUCCGGCAUCAUCGAGACGGCGAUCGAGUGGAACGAGAGACGGAAUUCGCGCUGCUGAGGUGGCCCGGAGCCCCCCCCCCUCCCAGCGAAAAACACGCGCAACCAAAGCAAAGCAACGACAAACACAUACACAUACACACACACACACACACACACGCACACACGGUGAAUGUAACUCGACCUGCGCCGAAAACGAGUCGGCUUCACGAGCCAAUAGUAGUACUUAAUAACUUGUUAAGCUUGUGUAUACGAUCCUCCGAUGCGAAGUAUUCGCUGACUCACCAAUAAGACAACCGCGCUGAAA